UCACUGCUAAAUUCUACUAGAUCAGUUGAAGCCCAAAUGAAAUUGAAGCCCAUGAGAGUGUGUGGGAGCGCGAAACGACGAUUUCAAUUUUCAAUUUGAUUCGAAGUUGGUGGAAAACACGGUGUUGAUAGAAAUGCCGAGGAGAUUCUUCCAUGGAUGGGAAGGCUAACCUUCCGACCAAACCAGACUCCUCCUCUUCGCCGGAGUUCCUCCGCCAUGUUCAGGCCGCCCUGAAACGCCACCGUCCUCUCGGUACAAUGCAGUCCAAUAAAAUAAGGCCAAGGCGCACGCUGCUUCCACAAACACAGGAUUCGCUCACCCUCAGGAACAAUGCUCCUUCUUCCGAUGCAUCGAUUACGCCACCUUCAGCGUCUUCUGAGAGCAGCACUGUUGACCCUUCUCAAAAUGCAGAUGCUCACAGGAAAUCCCAGUUUUCGGUUCAAGCCGGCGCUGCCCGGCAGGGGGGCCAUGAUGGAAAGGCCACUGACUUGGAGAACUUGUCUUCUCAUUUGAGUUCACUUGGAUUCGCAGAAAUGGAGUGGGUUGAAAGCAGCCAGCUCGAGGGGUCGAUUGGAUUCAACCAGGACUUGAAGCACCCCAAAAUUCAGCAGGCUGAGCUUGACAUGAAUUUGUUGCCAAAGAGAGCUACGGGAGUUACCCGCGAUCAUAUGCAGCAAUUCAGUAACUUUUUGAGCCAGCCAGCAACGCAGUCUUCGGUGGCGGGGCCUUCGUGUGCUACGACUACCUCAGUCCAUUCAACCUCAGCUCCCAUGCUUAAUUCAACUACCCGGAUUUUAAGUUCGCGGCUUGAUGGUGGUUCGUGUCUGACUGCUGAGCCUUUGGGGGAGAUUGAUGUUAAUCCUGAUCCUAUGAGUAAAAGGGUUAUGGAAUUAACGAAUGCUUCCUUGAGGGAAACCAGUAGAAUGUCUAUUGAUCAGGCAGCAGUUUCUGUCCCAGCUGCUGACUCUUGUAUUGAUGCGGAGUUGGCAUCUAAGGAUAGUGAUCAAUCUAAGGGGCAACAAGAAUGUGUGACAAAAGAAAUCAGCAAUUCAAACUAUACUUCUUGUGAUGAUGACAGGUUGGCUAAAGGGAAAGAGCCUGCAGAUGCUGCCAAUAUACAACCUCAGGCUCCAAUGCCGAAAAACUCAUCAUCAGAUGUUAAGUUGGAGACUUCUAAGUUAGAAAAGCGGGACAAGGCUGCUAGCGGCAAAGGUUCAUCAGCCGCUCGGAAAAGGACCUAUGACCCUGAUUUGUUUUUUAAGGUCAAUGGCAAGCUUUAUCAACGCCUUGGCAAGAUAGGUAGUGGUGGAAGCAGUGAGGUUCACAAAGUGAUUUCAUCAGACUGUAAGAUCUAUGCACUUAAAAAAAUCAAGCUCAAGGGUCGUGAUUAUGCUACUGCAUUUGGGUUCUGUCAAGAGAUUGAGUAUCUACAUAGGCUGAAGGGAAAGGAUAAUAUCAUACAACUUAUAGAUUAUGAGGUGACUGACAAGGCUUUGCUUGAAGAAGUUAUGAAAGGCUCCUUUAGCAAUAAGGAUGGCCGAGUCAAGGAUGAUGGAUUUAUAUACAUGGUACUUGAAUAUGGGGAAAUCGAUUUAGCUCACAUGUUGUCCCAGAAGUGGAAGGAACUGGAUGGGUACAAGGAGACCAUAGAUGAGAACUGGCUUCGAUUUUAUUGGCAGCAAAUUCUUCAAGCUGUCAACACUAUUCAUGAGGAGCGUAUUGUGCACUCUGACCUGAAGCCAGCUAAUUUUCUCCUAGUCAAAGGUUCUCUAAAACUGAUUGAUUUUGGUAUAGCCAAAGCAAUAAUGAGUGAUACGACCAACAUCCAAAGGGAUUCACAGGUGGGCACUCUGAGUUAUAUGUCUCCAGAGGCAUUUCUGUGUAAUGAGACUGAUGCGAAUGGAAACAUCAUCAAAUGCGGUCGUCCAUCAGAUAUCUGGUCCCUGGGUUGCAUCCUUUAUCAAAUGGUAUAUGGGAGAACACCAUUUUCUGAAUACAAGACAUUUUGGGCCAAAUUCAAAGUAAUUACAGAUCCAAAUCAUGAAAUUACGUAUGAACCAGUUUCAAACAUAUGGCUAGUAGAUCUUAUGAAAAGGUGUCUAGCAUGGGAUCGUAAUCAAAGGUGGAGAAUUCCUCAGCUACUCCAACACCCUUUCCUUGUCCCUCCAGUGCCACGUCAUCCAUCUCUGUCUCAAGACAAUAACUGCAAAUUGCUACAACUUAUUGGUGAAACAUGUACAUAUGACCCCGAAGCAUCCCAUCUAUGCUCACAGCUCCAACAGCUACUUGAUGAUCCACUCGAGUUUACAACCCACUCACUAAAUUCGCGAGAUCAAUAUCAAAAACUUUUGUCCCAAAUGUCAGAACUCUGUAUUCAGCUGCAGGAACGUCUGAUACAUACUGAUAACAAGUAGGUGACGAUGGAACCUUAGCAUUUUUAUAAGUGGGCAUUCAAUUUUUUGGGCUUUUCGUUCAAUAUAUUUUCAUAUUUCUGUAUUUGGCUAUUUGCCAUUAUUACCCAAAGUAGGUAAAGUUGUGUGUAUCCUCCUGUGAAUCAAUUUAGUACAGGUCUUGUAUAAAUUUUGUGAAGUGAGAAAAAAAAACACCAGGUUCAAUUAUUAUCUUAAAAAAGAAGCAAAUUACAGUUGUUGAUGUUGUAUGUA
Molecule: messenger RNA, 2663 nt
Organism: Lotus japonicus
Lineage: Eukaryota; Viridiplantae; Streptophyta; Magnoliopsida; Fabales; Fabaceae
Product: serine/threonine-protein kinase MPS1
Exons: 6
Coding region: 153-2414 (753 amino acids)
Biological process (GO): peptidyl-serine phosphorylation; chromosome segregation; protein localization to kinetochore
Cellular component (GO): kinetochore; spindle; nucleus
Molecular function (GO): protein serine/threonine kinase activity; protein serine/threonine/tyrosine kinase activity; ATP binding
Source: RefSeq, a predicted model, not a curated record